AUGUAUGUCUCGGGACUUGCAGUGUGCACCCUAUCAAACCGGCCAAUCCAGGCGGUCCUGUUUCGUCUCGCUCUUCGCCCACUGCCCAGUGAUGACCGCCGGAAAAGGCCGGCGCUGGCCGGCGGAUCCAGACAUCGAGUGACGAUUUUAUUAUUCAAUUGCACUGGACCCUUCCCAACUUGGUCGAGCGAGACUAUCAUCAAAUACAUUUUUAAACAAAUACAUACAUUCGUUGAAAAAACCCCAAACCAUCUUCACUCUUUCGAACCACCUUCCAACAUCCACCGGGCCACAUCAGAUUCCAACCGUUCACCGACCGACACACUCGAGAAACUAUCCCCGCUAGCUCCUAAGCCUAAAAUCCCAGUCCCCCACACCCCACUUCACAGUUUAAUUACUUGUGAACCCAAUCCAUGCACCCAAUCUGAACUUCCCUCAUAA
Molecule: messenger RNA, 441 nt
Organism: Puccinia triticina
Lineage: Eukaryota; Fungi; Basidiomycota; Pucciniomycetes; Pucciniales; Pucciniaceae
Exons: 6
Coding region: 1-441 (146 amino acids)
Source: RefSeq, a predicted model, not a curated record